Durotheca rogersii is the source of this 2209-nucleotide messenger RNA. RefSeq names its product cytochrome P450. Lineage: Eukaryota; Fungi; Ascomycota; Sordariomycetes; Xylariales; Xylariaceae. Gene Ontology annotation, molecular function: monooxygenase activity; heme binding; oxidoreductase activity, acting on paired donors, with incorporation or reduction of molecular oxygen. Bases 227 to 1894 code for a protein of 555 amino acids. The record is from RefSeq and is a predicted model, not a curated record. The transcript has 6 exons.
AGGCGGGGUUGGCUUAUCCUGUGUACUGAGGGAUAUCUGUGGACAUUUCUCGUCGAGGGUGUUACGUGGUUGAGUAAGGCUAUUCAUAUACCUACCUAGUCCUAGGAACGGUCUCGCCUAGUAAGGCGAAAAGUAGAUCCUAAUUCUGCGUUUUCCUUCCCCUGGCGGGUUCCUCGGGCGAAGAAAGAGAUUUCACCUUUCUACGAACUUACUGAGUAUCGUUGCCAUGACAAGCCUAGGUGCGGUGUUGGAGUCGUCGUGGCGAGUGACGGUGGGCUUCGCGGCCCUGACAGGCGCGUGCUUUCACCAAACGAUUCGCCCAUUUGAGGUCGACAACUACGGAUGGGGAUUGGUGCUAGCCUACCUGGGUCUGGUCGGGUCUCUCUUCAUGAGCUACAUGAUAUCGACCAGCUUCAGUGUCACAAAGGGAAUCUUGCAUACCUGGGCGGCUGGUGCGGCUUUCCUAGGAGGCUUCUACGGUAGCAUGCUACUAUACCGGGCCUUCUUCCACCCCCUGAGAAAAUUCCCAGGGCCGGCAGCCGCGCGACUGUCGAAUGCUUAUCAUUUUACUAUAGCCGCACGUACGAACAUGCAAUACCAUCUACACCUCCAGAAGUUGCACCAGCGCUAUGGUGACUUCGUGCGUACCGGCCCACGGGAACUCUCCGUGAUUCGGGAAUCGGCCAUCAACCUUCUCUAUAGCUCGUCAUCCGUCUGCAAGAAGGCUACAUGGUACGAUCAGAACUCGGGGGAUCCCGACGCGGUCUCCGUCCAGAGCGUCCGCGAUAAGGAGAAGCAUAGGCUACGAAGAAGGGCUUGGGAUAGAGGGCUUGGAUUUCGAGCCCUGGGUACGUAUAAAACCCGCUUGAAAGCUAAGGUGGACCUUCUCCUGUCGCGUAUAGGAACAGGCAAGCCGGUUGACAUGACCGAAUACGGCAUGUUUUAUUCUUUCGAUGUCAUGGGAGAUAUAGGAUUCUCGAAAGACUUUCAAAUGUUACUGACCGGCGAAGAGCACCCUGCCGUUGCCGGGUUGCACGAGGCUUUGGAUAUUGCAGGACUCUUUACUACCAUACCGUGGCUGAUGAACAUGCUGAGGGUAGUCCCCGGUGCCACCGGGAAAUUCGACAAGUUCGCGAGAUGGUGUCGCGAGGAACUUAACCUCAAACGAAGGUCGUUGGAUUCAGCGAUAUCCGCCGAUAAGGAUUACGAACCUCACGACGUGAUGUCUUGGCUUAUCAAGGCGCAGCGUGACCACACAGGUGCCCCGACCGAGGCUGCGAUGCAAGAGGACUCUCGCAUCCUCGUCAUGGCCGGAAGCGACACUGUUGCAAGUGCAUUUACAAAUGCGCUUUAUUAUUUGGCUAAGAACCCCCGUGUCUAUGAAAUCAUCCAACAUCUCAUGGAAACUGAAUUCCCCGGGGGCUACGAGGAGUGGACUUACGACAGGGCCAAGGCAGUCCCGUAUCUGGACUACAUAAUCCACGAGACUUUACGCCUUCGGCCCCCCACUCCGAUCGGUUUCUUGCGGCAGACACCCCCGGAAGGUCUCCAAAUCGAUGAGGUGUUCGUACCCGGGGACACCGUCAUCUCGGUGCCUACCUGGGCAGUCCAGCGGGAUCCUCGCUAUUUCGAGAAGGCAGACGAAUUCGUGCCCGAGAGAUGGGAGAAGCUUUCGCCCGACAAGAGCGCGUACAUUUCUUUCCAGCGAGGCCCGUACGCCUGCGUCGGCAAGCAGCUAGCUAUGAUGCAGCUUCGCAUCCUAAUAAGUUGCAUCGCGCUCCGAUACCACAUCGUGUUCGCGCCGGGAGAAGAUGGGGUCGCGUUCGCGACCGGGGAAAAGGAGAAGAUGACCCUCUGGGUCCCCCCGCUGCAUAUUGUCUUCACUCCAAAAUAAGCCACCUGGGUCAAGAGGAGACAGACUGCCAUUCUCGCAGACCGGGGGGGCUAGAACACCGCUCUGGUGCGAGCGAAUGCACGGGAACGGUAGCGUGAGGACCCCGCGCCUUGAGAGAGCUGGGUUAGAUAAUACGGUCAUUCCAACCUAUGAACUUAUAUCAUGAUCUCCUCAUUUGCCAUUUUAGGCGCUUCCACACACGAGUACGCCCGUUCAGAUAACGGCGGUAAAAUAGCCACAUCACCGAUGCGUACGUAUAUAUACCCAAGACACCAUCAAUACGAGUCGAUGUGCAUGACACCUCCUGCAAGCACG